Messenger RNA from Orbicella faveolata, 1790 nucleotides. Its product is annotated as protein sidekick-2-like. Gene Ontology annotation, cellular component: synapse. Lineage: Eukaryota; Metazoa; Cnidaria; Anthozoa; Scleractinia; Merulinidae. Gene Ontology annotation, molecular function: protein binding. The record is from RefSeq and is a predicted model, not a curated record. Gene Ontology annotation, biological process: homophilic cell-cell adhesion; synapse assembly.
GCUGGCAGGUGUACUCUCCAAACGUUCCUCACAGUUCACGGAGCCUUAAAGUGGAAGGUCUUACUCCAGGAGAGACUUACACGUUCAGGAUCAUGGCUACUAACGACAGAGGCAACAGUCCGUAUAGCGUUGCGUCCACGGCUGUCUCUACUCGCCUUGCCCUGCCGACAGGAGCCCCUCGCGAUGUCAGAAUACAAGCUGCGUCUCCAACGUCGCUUGUUAUUGAAUGGGCGGCUCCUUUCCCUCAAGAGCUAGGAGGAACUCUUCAGGGCUUUAUAGUGAAUCACAGGGAACAGAGCUCUGCUAGCAGUGGAUUUAGCGAGGCCCGCUUGGACGCUAACACCCGUCAACAUGUUUUAAACAACUUGAAAGUGUUCACCGUCUACGAAGUGAAAGUGGCGACUGUAAACAAUAAGGGGCCUGGGCCCUAUACUCCUUUGUACAGGGCCACAACUGGAGAAAAACGUAUGGACAAACCAGAGAAUGUCAAGUUAAUCGUAAAUGACUCAAACAUCUGUAAGGGUGAUUUCAUCAGUAUCACCUGCUCAGCGGACGGUAAACCUAGUGUUCAUACUUAUCAACUGUUUGAGAAUGAUAUACAAGUUUCUGAUAGUGACACAGCAGGAGUAUGGAAGAGAACGAUGUCAGCUCAAGGAAACUUCAAGUACAGAUGUGUGGCCAACAACACUGUAGGCACAAGUGAAACGAAUGUUACAGUUACCGUCAAUGUCCCAACAGUUGUUUAUCCACUGGAUAACAUCACUGUUACAGAAGGUGAAAACAGGACCUUAACCUGUAAUGUUUCUGGGAGUCCUACGCUAUCUGUAGCAUGGAUAGAGGUGAGGACUGGAAUCCGUUCAAUGGGAAUCAGACGUGAGCUCACACAUAUCAACAGGAAUGAGUCUGGGGAAUAUAAGUGUGAAGUGCGCAACUCUUGUGGAAGUACUACCACAAGCAUAUUUCUCAUUGUGCAGUGUAAGUGACAGUAUUUUUGAGCUUUAUUCUGAUUGUUUCUUUUUAGAUUAGACAUGUUUCUCAUCUACGUAGCCUAAUAAGUCUUCAUGGAUACAAUCUAAUGUUGUUUUACAUUAGCAUUAGUUUUCCCAGUACAAUCAAGCAAGUCACCUGCAGUUUUGCUGACACGGCAGUGUGCCAAUUUCGCUUAAGUCAGACAUGAUUUUUUUUUCCAGUCUAGGUUGCAUAAGUUUGUUUUUAAUAAAUAUAAUUAUUUCAAUCAAUAUUCUGGACACAAUAUAAUUUUUAACAAGUUGUGUUUGAAGAGGUACAUGGAAAUAGACUGUUGUUACGUAAGUACCAACAUGCAGAGAAAGUUGUGUCCGAUAACAUGGGGCUUACAGUGAGUUUGGCCGUAAUGGCUACUGGAUUCUAUCAUUUGCUUGCCUGUCAGGAAAGUAAAAUUUGUUGGGAAAAUAAUAUUGUUGAGGAAAUUCCAAUUUCAGAAGUACUGUAGAGUUGAUGUUAGUGUACAGUAUACAAUGUAAGUUAAAUUUUAAAUUAAUUAAUCGUGCUAGUGAGAAUGACUUUUGGACUGUGACAUGGUAGUCACAGCUUCACUGAAGUGCAAGCACAAGCAUUGGCAUUUAUGAACCUAAAAAAUGAUCUUACCUGAGCACAACAAACUGCAGCUAUAAAGACAAAACAUUCAUUUAUACCAUUCUUGAAGUUCUUGACUCUAUGGUUGCAAGCACGCUACAUGAGUUUACAAAAAACUUGUCAUAAGAAAAUGAAGUACAUGUACGUUUACAUGUACAUAUAUAGAGGAUAUUACG